This is a messenger RNA of Megalobrama amblycephala (Wuchang bream), 852 nucleotides long. RefSeq names its product heme-binding protein 1-like. NCBI's taxonomy places the organism in Eukaryota, Metazoa, Chordata, Actinopteri, Cypriniformes, Xenocyprididae. The coding region runs from base 53 to 628 and encodes 191 amino acids. The record is from RefSeq and is a predicted model, not a curated record. The transcript is spliced from 4 exons.
UAGAGAGAGAGAGAGAGACGGACACACACCUGACGGAGCCGCAGCAUUCAGCAUGUUCGGCAUGAUCAGAAACUGGCUCUUCGGAGCCACUGAAGAGAGCGAGUAUAAACUCCUGAGCACCGAGAGCAAGGAUGGUGUGAGUUACGAGGUGCGGCGCUACGAUGCGUGUAAGUACGUGUGUCUGAGUCUGGAGGGGCGGAGCUUCGAUCAGGUGUCAGGUGAGCUGCAGCGGAGGCUCCUCACCUACAUGAGCGGCGGCAACGAACAAGGUGAGGUCAUGAACACACCCGUCCCUGUCAUCUUCACCGUCUUUCCACGUGACGAUGGUUCAUUGAACCGCCGUCUGGUCGCCGCUCUGCGUAUCCCAUUAAGCUUCCAGAUCAGCCCACCCACCCCAACGGACACUUCCAUACGGAUCGAGGACCGGCCCGGGAUGACUGUAUAUGUCCUGCAGUUUGGUGGUUUUGCAGGCGAGAGCGAGUUUCGCGCCGAAGCGUCGCGCCUGACAUGCACACUGGGAGACUCCGCCCCCUUCCAGCGCAAACAGUACCUGUGCUGCAGCUACGACCCGCCAAUCAAACCCUACGGACGGCGGAACGAAGUCUGGUUCCUGCAGGACGAGCCCUGAGAAACUCUCAAGUCAAGUCAGCUUUAUUUCUACAGUGAUUUAUAUGAUUGUUUUACAGAUUAUAAAGAUGGUUUCAAAGCGGCUUCACAGUAAUAAAAUGAUGCAAACUUCAUCAAAUAUGAGACAAAUUCAAAUUCUGUUGUAAAGCCACUCUACUGAAGACAACAGUGUUAUUAUUCAGUUUAAUGUUGAUUCAGUUUCGUUCAAUAAAAGUGUCAAUGUUG